AUGAUGCUAAAUAAUCCGAAUGUUAUGGCACAACAAGGUCCACCUCCUCCUAAUCAAGGUCAACCACCAACUCAAACUCAACCACAAACAACAACAUCGCAAAUGAUGCCUGGUGCUAUUAAUCCAACAAUGAAUAUACAAGCACGUCAAAGUCAAAAUGAUGAUAUUUUAGCGCGUUGUCUUGUUCAAACUCAACGUCUUCGUGAAAAUCUUCAAGGAUUACUUAAUACGACAAAACAAGCAGCACAUAUUGAAACAGAUGAUCAAACAGUAUCAUCAUCAUCAUCAUCAUCAACCACAACAACAACAAAUCUUUCAACAAAUUCAACUAUAAGAAAUAAUAUUGAUCGUAAAUUAUACGACAUGAGUACAUCACUUGAUCAAUUAUUUGGAUUACUUGAUCAAUAUGAUUUUAAAUUAUUACAAAGUCAGCAAACAUUAAUUAAUCAUUACAAUGAAUUAUCCUAUGAAAAACAAGGUACAGUAAUGGAUGAAUGGUCAUCGAAUGUAAAAUGGGCUGAUAAAUUAAUUGAUAUAUUUGCAUUAAUGCAUCCAAGUACUCAACAUUAUCGUCGAAGUAAUUAUCGAAAUAUAAAUUCAAAUGUUCGUUCGCGUGUUGAUGGACCAUCAUCACCAAUAAUUGAUCGUGUCAUUGCACAAUUUGAAUCUUCUCAACCACAGCCACAACAACAACAAUCAUUGCAAAAAGAAUAUUCAAUUAGUGUACAACGUUUAUCAGAUCAUUUACAUAUUAUUGAAUUUAGUUUAUUUCGUUCAGGUUUAGAUAUUUAUUUAUAUGUUCGACAUUGUACAGUUGAACAUGUUAUUGUUAAACCAUUAAAUGAAAAAAAAAUAUUUUCAAAUAAUUUAAAUAAUAAAUUAUCAACAAAUUAUCGUGCUUUAGAUUUAAUUGCUGGACAUAUACGUGCAGCUGCUGUUUAUUAUGCACAAUUUACAAUGCAAGUUGAUCAAGCAUUAGCUAAAUUAUUAUCAUAUAUACAUAAAUAUCAAACAUUACAUGGACAAAAAUGUGUUAAUUGUCAAAAACAUUUAUUGAAUGGUUUACAACCAACAUGGAGAGAUUUUAAAACCUAUGAAUGUUUUCAUGAAGAAUGUUUAAAUUAA
Molecule: messenger RNA, 1125 nt
Organism: Rotaria sp. Silwood2
Lineage: Eukaryota; Metazoa; Rotifera; Eurotatoria; Philodinida; Philodinidae
Source: the annotation of a GenBank genome assembly